AGUAGCCAGUCAGGACAGGACCGCUGUCCAGAUCUGUCUGCUCCUGUCCCAGAUCCGCCACAACACCCAGAAGGACGUCUGGGGAAACACUGGCCGCGCGCCGGACCCCCUGGCCUGAGACAUGCACAUCCCUCCGUUGGGGGGCCGAGUGGCCGUGGCGGUGGAGGAGGCGCUGGCGGGCCUGCUGGACAGGAAGAGGUUCGGCUCCAAGAGGUGGCUGGUGAAGAGGCGCAGGAGGCAGCUGCAGCGGCAGUACCGGGCGGGCCGCCUGAGGCCCUGCAGCAGGAAGAGGACACGCUGGACGGCCGGGAUCCUGACACAGCACCGGGAGCGCAUCCUGAAGGAGCUGGACGUGAGCAGCGCGCUGCCUUACCUGGUGUACAACAAGGUGUUCUCGCUGGCCGAGUACACAGAGAUCCUGGCCCAGGCGUCCAGCCGGCGGCGAGCCGAGGUGUUCCUGGAGCGCCUCUCUUCCAAAGGGCCCGGCGCCUUCUACUGCUUCUGCUCUGUGCUGGAGGAGGUGCGGCCGCAGCUGCUCACCUGCUUCCUGCUGGACGGGGAAGAUGGUGACCUGAGGAGAGGGAAGAAGGGGGGUCUGCUUGACCCCAUUAAGAUGUCCAGGGACCCCCACUCUGGAGGGAAGCCUCUGAGCACUCCCCCCAUGCACCGAGACCCUCUGCUGGACUCCAGGAUACACCCGAGCCCUACCGCCGGGGUCCAUCACAGCCUCCUCCUCCACAAGCACUCUUCAGGCAAGCCGUCACUGCGGCGCAUCAAGGGCCGCAUCCACCGGAGCAAGAGUCUGGACAGCAUCGACCUCCUGGACGCCCACAGUACAGCAAUGGAGGAGACUGUCAUAUGGGAACAGCACACAGUCACACUUCACAGGGCACCAGGGUUUGGCUUUGGCAUCGCCAUCUCAGGAGGCCGGGAUAACCCUCACUUCCAGAGCGGCGAGACCUCCAUCGUGAUCUCAGAUGUCCUGAAGGGAGGCCCGGCAGAAGGCCUGCUGCAGGAGAAUGACAGGGUGGUCAUGGUCAACGCCGUGUCCAUGGACAACGUGGAGCACGCCUACGCCGUCCAGCAGCUCCGCAAGAGCGGGAAGAAUGCAAAAAUUACAAUCAGGCGAAAGAGGAAGGUGCACGUGCCCAUGGGCCGGCUGGGCGAGCGGGAAACCAUGUCGGAGCACGACGAGGAGGAGGACAGCUACGACGAGGAGAUCUACGAGACGCGCAGCGCCCGCAGCGGGGCCUACAGCGCCGCCUACAGCGCCGUGGGCGGGGCCACGGGCCGCCGCAGCGGGCGCAGCGGCGGCCGCCGGGACCGCGAGCGGGAGCGCAGUGUCCGGGAGAGGAGCCCGUCCCCGCGCGCCGACCGCCGUGGCCAGCACGUGCCGCCGCCGCCGCGGCCCGCCAAGGUCACGCUCGUCAAGUCCCGCAAGAAUGAAGCAGAAUAUGGCCUGCGCCUGGCCAGCCACAUCUUCGUCAAGGACAUCCCCGAGAGCCUGGCGUUCCGGGACGGCAACAUCCAGGAGGGAGACGUGGUGCUGAAGGAAGUCCCGGGAGUCUACAUUUCAGAUAUCCAUUCGCUGGCGUCCGACCAUUCCAAUCGAUCACAUGACAGACGCCGCAGCAGCCGCUCCCGCUCUCCCGACCGCCGCUCAGAGCCCUCCGACCACUCCAGACACUCCCCGCCGCAGAUCAGCAACGGCAGUCACAGAAGUCGCGACGAUGAAAGGAUGUCCAAGACUUCUUCCACUGCAAAGAUCGCUGAGGAGAUCCCCCUGCCCAAGCCCAUGGAGUCCUCUGUGUCCCGGGAGGAGAAGCAGCUUCCCCCCCUCCCAGAGCCCAAACCGGUGUACGCCCAGCCCGGCCAGCCGGACGUGGACCUGCCCGUCAGCCCGGCGGACGCCCCCGUGCCCAGCGCCGCCCACGACGACAGCAUCCUACGGCCCAGCAUGAAGCUGGUGAAGUUCAAGAAGGGCGAGAGUGUGGGUCUGCGGCUGGCCGGGGGGAACGACGUGGGCAUCUUCGUGGCCGGGGUGUUGGAGGACAGCCCUGCUGCCAAGGAGGGCCUGGAGGAGGGGGACCAGAUCCUCAGGGUGAACAACGUCGACUUUGCAAACAUCAUCCGAGAGGAGGCGGUGCUGUUCCUCCUGGACCUCCCCAAGGGGGAGGAGGUCACCAUCCUGGCCCAGAAGAAGAAGGACGUGUACCGGCGGAUAGUGGAGUCGGACGUGGGCGACUCGUUCUACAUCCGGACCCACUUUGAGUACGAGAAAGAGUCCCCCUACGGGCUGAGCUUCAACAAGGGCGAGGUGUUCCGAGUGGUGGACACGCUGUACAACGGCAAGCUGGGCUCCUGGCUGGCCAUCCGCAUCGGCAAGAACCACCAGGAGGUGGAGCGCGGCAUCAUCCCCAACAAGAACAGAGCGGAGCAGCUCUCCAGCGUGCAGUACACCCUCCCAAAGACCGCGGGGGGCGACCGCGCCGACUUCUGGAGGUUCAGGGGGCUGCGCAGCUCCAAGAGGAACCUGAGGAAGAGCCGGGAGGACCUGUCGGCCCAGCCGGUGCAGACCAAGUUCCCCGCCUACGAGCGGGUGGUGCUAAGAGAAGCCGGGUUCCUGAGGCCCGUGGUGAUAUUCGGGCCCAUCGCUGACGUGGCCCGGGAAAAACUAGCCAGGGAGGAGCCCGAUAUUUUUGAGCUUGCAAAGAGCGAACCUAGGGAUGCAGGAACAGACCAGCGCAGCUCAGGAAUCAUUCGUCUUCACACCAUCAAGCAGAUCAUCGACAGAGACAAGCACGCGGUGCUGGACAUCACGCCCAACGCGGUGGACCGGCUGAACUACGCCCAGUGGUACCCCAUCGUGGUGUUCCUGAACCCCGACAACAAGCAGGGCGUGAAGAACAUGAGGACCCGUCUGUGCCCCGAGUCCAGGAAGAGCGCCCGCAAGCUGUACGAGCGCGCCAUCAAGCUGAGGAAGAACAACCACCACCUCUUCACCACAACCAUCAACAUGAACAACAUGAAUGAUGGCUGGUACGGCGCGCUGAAGGAGACCAUCCAGCAGCAGCAGAACCAGUUGGUCUGGGUGUCCGAGGGCAAGGCGGACGGGGCGCCAGAGGACGACCUGGACAUCCACGACGACCGGCUGUCCUACCUGUCAGCACCGGGCAGCGAGUACUCCAUGUAUAGCACAGACAGCCGCCACACCUCGGACUACGAGGACACGGACACGGAGGGCGGGGCCUACACCGACCAGGAGCUGGACGAGACGCUGAACGACGAGGUGGGCCUGCCCACCGAGCCCGCCAUCACCCGCUCCUCCGAGCCCGUCCGGGAGGACCCGCCCGUCAUCCCGGACACGCCCGCCUACCCCGGGUACCAGCACCCCCCGCAGCCCGACCCCGCCCACCGCCUCGACCCGGCCGGCUUCAAGAUGGCCGCCCCACAGCAGCAGGACGAGGCCGCUCUGGCCACGCCCCCUGGGGCGGAGCACCCCGCGCAGCUCGAGGGCUCCCGCCUCGAGGGGGCCGGCGUCCCUCCGCAGGCCGACUUACUUAGCAGCCCCAGCCCUGUCCCCGAGCUAAAUCAGCCCCCACCACCACCACCUCCUCCUCCGCCACCUCCACAUGAACCCCUCCUGUGCGGCGGGCAGCCUGGUCCAGAACCAAAGAUGUACAAGAAGGACCUGUACAACAUGGAUGACCCCGUGCGCGUGAACCACGGCAUGAAGCAGUCGCUGAGCUACAGCCACCAGCCGUCGUUCCAGGACAAACAGCCAUACCGCGACAGCGAGCACCCGCCCUACGGCUACGACGCCAGCGGCGGCUACGGCGAGCCCAAGCCCCACACCUUCGACCCCCACCCGCACUACGACAGCCGCGUGCCCCACUACCAGGACCAGUGGGCCCCCUACGACCAGCAGACCUCGGCCCCGCCCGCCGGCGGCUACCAGCAGGGCCACCAGCCGACCUCGGCCCCGCCCACCCCCUACCAGCCGGGGCCCCAGCAGCCCGGGGGCUACCACCAGCGGUCCCCCUACGAGGACGGCCCCGGGAAGGAGUACAGCCCCCCCCAGGCCCGCUACGACGAGCCCCCCCCUGCGCUGGGCUACGACGGCCGCCCCCGCCACACCAAGCCCCCCGGGCCGGGCCGCUACGACGAGGCCCCGCCCCCGGGGCCCUACGACGCCCGCUCGCCUUACGAGGCCGAGCAGGCCCACGGCUUCCCCGGGGCCAGCUCGCCGCGCUCCCCGGACCCCCCCAAGCAGUACUACGGGGACGCGGCCCCCCGGCCCGCCUACAACCCCGGGCCCCCCAACCGGCUGUACAAGUCGGGGCACGAGGCGGGGCUGAACUGCGAGGGGCCCCUGAAGGGGGACGGCGGCGGCCAGUCCCCGGGGGAGCCGGGCGGCAAGGGCCUGCCGCCCCGGGACGAGCCGGAGGACGACCCGGCCAUGAAGCCCCAGUCGGUGCUCAACAGGGUCAAGAUGUUCGAGAACAAGCGCUCGGUGUCUGUGGACCGGGCCAAGGACGGAGGGGACCCCUCGGCCCCCCGGCCCGCAGACGUCCCCAGGCCGGUGAUGGCGCCCGGCCCCGUGCUCAAGGCCAACUCCCUGAGCAACCUGGAGCAGGAGCGGCCAUGCUACAGGGCCCCUGAGCCCCAGAAGCCCCACCCUAAGGAUGAGGGCCGCCCCAACCACUUCGACCCUGACGAGGACGAGGAGUACUACAGGAAGCAGCUGUCCUACUUCGACCGGCGGAGCUUCGACAGCAAGGCCAUGAGCCAGCCCGGGCCCGCCAUCAACCGCUUCCACGACAUGCCCAAACCAGGCCAGCUGUCCUACCACUACAACAGGGUGGAGUCCAUGGAGAAGGUGAGUCCGGUGGAGAAGAGGUACGACCCCAUGCACGUGAUGAGCCCCACCUCCCAGUACGGACCCCCGCAGACCCCCGCCAUCCCCCCAAACUCUCUGCCCAAACUUGGCCCCAACGAGGUGAACUCCAUCCCCGACGUGCUGAGCCCCCCCAAGCCCGAGGCGGUGGCCCUGCGUCCAGCCGGCCGGGACGACCUGGCCCAGGGGGGCUACCUGCCCCCCCGCGGGGUCGGCCUCGCGGACAAGUCCCCCGUCAACGGCACCGAGGCCCCCCCCAAGGCCCUGGGCGCCCCCACCCCCGCCAGCUACAACCGCUACGUCCCCAAGCCCUACACCAGCUCCGCCCGGCCCUUCGAGCGCAAGUUCGACAGCCCAAAGUUCAACCACAACCUGCUGCCCAACGACACGGCCAAGCCCCCCCCCCCCCUGGGGCUCAGCGGCAGCAGCAACAACAACGGCAGCAAGCCGCAGCUCUCCCCCCAGCCCUUGGACCACGACAGUGGCCUGGACACCUUCACGCGCACCAUGGACAACCGGCCAAAGUACCAGCACAACAACGUCAGCGCCGCGCCCAAAGCCAUCCCCGUCAGCCCCAGCGCCCUGGAGGACGAGGACGAGGACGAAGGCCACACGGUGGUCGCCACGGCCCGCGGCAUCUUCAACUGCAACGGUGGCGUGCUGAGCUCCAUCGAGACGGGCGUCAGCAUCAUCAUCCCCCAGGGCGCCAUCCCCGACAGCGUGGAGCAGGAGAUCUACUUCAAGGUGUGCCGCGACAACAGCAUCCUGCCGCCGCUGGACAAGGAGAAAGGGGAGACGUUGCUGAGCCCCCUGGUGAUGUGUGGCCCUCAUGGACUGAAGUUCCUGAAGCCGGUGGAGCUGCGCCUGCCUCACUGUGCGUCUAUGACCCCAGAUGGUUGGUCUUUUGCUCUAAAAUCCUCUGACUCCUCGUCGGGUGACCCCAAGACCUGGCAGAACAAAUCCCUCCCUGGGGACCCCAACUACCUGGUGGGCGCAAACUGUGUCUCUGUGCUCAUCGACCACUUCUGAGGUGUGACAGCUGGUCUGUUGGUGUGCGUGGAGGGCAGGGGGAGGCCCCCCCCCCGCGCCGCUCCUCUGCUGUGCUCCCUCCAUGGCCUCCGGGGCUGAGCCACACCGCCCGAGGAAGUAUGGAACUGGAAACAACACUCGCACUGUUUACUGUGUCCCUCCCCUCGCAAACGACCAGAGAACCAUCACAAGUCCACCCUGGAACGAGUCCAGACCCCCCGUUAGACCGGGCGCCCCCCCCGGCCCUCCGUGGCUGUAACCCCCCCCCUGUUCCUUUGGUUUCAUUUAUUUUUAUGUUUUUGGUGCUUUGAAGGCUUGCAAAAAAAAGUAUAUCUUUAAGGAUUUAACACAAAAAAAACGAAUUAUAUGAAAAAAACGGAACUGUUGUUGGAAUGCAUGACCAGUGCCGCAGACUGAAUAAUCUUCAGAUUGACAUUUUUUGUCUAAUUUUUUCUAAAGGUGAGGAGCAGAGCAAGAAAAAGGAAACUAGAGAGUUUAAUAAUAUUACAGUGGGGCGGGGGGGGGGGGAUUUAGCAUACUGUAUAGCACUCACAAACAGGAACCUCUGCUAUGUCCAAGAACGCUGUUCUUGGGAGGGCUGUGGCCACGCAACUGGCUCUCGAAGAAUCUCUUAAGGACUUGGAAACACGCUCAGCCCGACGCAGCGGUUAUGAAGGAAGGCUAGGCAUCAUGAAAAAAAAGAAGAAAUAAAUAUAUAAAUAUAUAUAUAUAUAUAUAUCAAUAUACUAUAUGAAGAAUGGAGGUUUAAGUAUUAGCAUCAGAAGCCCAUUUGUUUGCAAAUGGGUCCUCUCCAAUGUUUAGAACAGAUCUUUUUUGUAGCAAUGUUUUACCGUAGAUUAAUAUACUGACUUGAUUUGACAAACUCCUGCUGUCUAGAGAUCUAUGCAUGUGCUAUGACUCAGGUCCAGAAGCCUGCUACUAAGUUCCAACACAUGAAGAACCCAUCGUACACUGCAAGCAGUGAUGCCUUAUCUGCAUAUUAACUUUUUCAGUGAGAGUUUAAAAACCCUUUCAGUGCUUCAGUUAGCGCGGUCGGCCCCCCAGGGUCGAUGGCGCCUCUCUACAUCUCCUCAUAUCAGUAAACUCUGAUUUAGCACACAAGAAUAAUUGAGGCUGACGAAAAAGGUAUGCUUUAUUUUACUGCUAUGCAUAUGAAGUCUGAGGAACUACACAAAAAACAAACGACUAAGUCUAGAUAAUGUUUAAAUUAUGGCUGUACAUAUAGCUAGCAUAUGGCCUUGGUUCUCUGUAAAUGAACUUUUUGUACAUCUUUGUUAUUUUGUAUAAAAGAAGAAAAGGUUUCCUAAAAAAAGAGCGCAGCAACAUUGGUUAUGUUUGUAUCCAGGACAGCCCUGAGCCUUGGAACUGACACAAGCAGUAAGAACCCACUUUUCUACAGACUCACUACACACACACCACCUAGGCAUUUUUAACAGUCCAAAACAAAAUCUUUUUAUUCUUAUUUACAAAAUAGAAGAAAAGUGCUUGAUUUAAAUCAUUUUAAAAGAUAUGUACUUGAAGGGUCUGCUUUGACGAGUUCCCCCUUCCUUUAUUUGUGAUACUGGAUGCUGUAUUGUGUGCCCUGAAAUGUAUUUUUGUACUAAUAGACAAUUUAUUAUGGCACAUCAGUACGAUUUUCUUUUGAUAUGACAACACUGCUUCAACUCCAACACUAGUUUAUUUUCCUGUGUGGCUGACAUUCUUUUUAUUUAUUUGUUUCCUUUGCAACACAUUUCUAAGUAUAUCACUGUAUUAAUAAAUAAAUUCAUUUUUAAAGAA
Molecule: messenger RNA, 7726 nt
Organism: Gadus macrocephalus (Pacific cod)
Lineage: Eukaryota; Metazoa; Chordata; Actinopteri; Gadiformes; Gadidae
Gene: tjp1b
Product: tight junction protein 1b
Biological process (GO): cell-cell adhesion; regulation of apoptotic process; cell-cell junction organization
Cellular component (GO): bicellular tight junction; plasma membrane
Molecular function (GO): cell adhesion molecule binding
Source: RefSeq, a predicted model, not a curated record